Ilex paraguariensis (yerba mate) is the source of this 1008-nucleotide messenger RNA. NCBI's taxonomy places the organism in Eukaryota, Viridiplantae, Streptophyta, Magnoliopsida, Aquifoliales, Aquifoliaceae. The record is from the annotation of a GenBank genome assembly.
AUGUUGCUAUUGAUGAUUGCAGCAGCUCAGGCGAUCGGAGGAUCCUCUCGGCGUCGUCAUGGCUUGAUGAAGCUUUUCGUUUUCGGAGACUCUUAUGCAGAUACUGGGAACUGGCCUAAAGGUUCUGCUACUUCAUGGAAGGAACCAUAUGGGAUCACUUUUCCCGGUGAACCAUCCGGCCGAUUCUCUGAUGGCCGUGUUCUCACUGACUACAUAGCUUCAUUUGCUGGUAUAAGACCUCCACUGCCUUACAAGUUGUGGAAGUCUGGUACGAAAUCGCCAAGACAUGGGAUGAAUUUUGCUCAUGGAGGGACAGGUGUCUUCAACACUUUGGUUGAUGGGCCAAACAUGACCACCCAAAUCAAUUUUUUCCAACAACUUGUUGAAGAAAAGGUGUACACAAAGAGCGACCUAAAUUCCUCAGUUGCUCUAGUAUCCCUCGGGGGCAAUGACUAUGCUACUUAUAUGGCACUUAAAGGCACCUCACAGGGUUUUCCGGCCUUCACUAAAUCAGUUAUCAACCAGCUUGCCACAAACUUAAACAGCAUACACAGCUUGGGAGUGAGAAAAAUAGGCAUUACAGCAAUGGAGCCCCUUGGGUGUCUACCUCGAUUUGCUGCAUUGUCUUCAUUUCAAAACUGCAGCAAAGCAGAAAAUUCGCUUGCAAAGUUCCAUAACCAAAUGCUGGAGCAGAGUCUACAAAAAUUGAGCAACAAAAGCAAUGAAUCUUUGUUUUUGAUUCUUGAUCUAUAUAACGCUUUCAUGUCCGUGCUGAAGAUACAGGAAAACCAUCCAGGAAAUACAAGGUUUGAGAAUCCGUUGAAACCGUGUUGUGUUGGUGCGACCGAGGGUGACUUUUGCGGGAGCGUAGAUAAGAAUGGUAGGAAGAAGUACAGUGUAUGUGAGAACCCAAAGCUAUCAUUUUUCUGGGAUGUGAUUCAUCCUUCACAACAAGGAUGGCAUGCUGUUUACUCAGCUUUCAGAUCUUCUCUCCAACAACUCGUUUAA